AUGAUAUACCUUAAAGGAGAAAAUAAAAUUAUAAGUAUAAAUGAAGAAGAUAUAAAUGAUGAGAAUUAUAUUAUAAUAAAAAGUAUCCUAAAAGAUGAGAAGAUUUGUAUGAAUGGUUGGAUUCAAAUAAGUUUUAUAUUUUAUGAAAAGAAUUAUUAUAAAUUAUUUUUAGACUUGAUUAAAGAAGGAGACAUAUUUUUUGAGGAUUAUAAUAAUAAGAUAUUUAAUAUAUUAUUGUUAGUAUAUAAUUUAGAAAAAAUAAUAAAUGUAAAAAAUGAAAAUAAAGAAGAUGAAUUAAAAAUAAAAUUAGAAAAUUUACUAAAUCAAAUUGAGAAGAAGAUUAAAGAAAAAAACGACAAUCAUAAAGAAAUAGAAAAAUAUAAUUCCGAUACUGAAAAUAAAGAUGUAAAUAAAUUAUUGAAUAAUAAUUCAGAAUAUAAUAAUAAGAAUUAUUAUAAUAAAUAUGAUUAUUUAUCCUAUCUUAUGAUUAAAGGAAUAUAUAAUAUUAAUAUGUAUUUAUAUUUAUUAAAUAAAUAUGAUUAUAAAUGUGGUACAAAUAAUUUAUUUUCUUCAUCAGUUAUAAAAAAGACAAUAGAUUCUUCAAUAAAUGUAAAUGGAAAUGUUAUAAUAAAUAAUAAUGAAUUUACAAAUCCUUUAAAUUAUUUAAUUCAUAGUAUAAAUAUUUUUAUUUUAUUAUUGAAAAAAAAUAAUUUUGAUUUUAUUUCUUCCAUAUAUUUAUCUUUCGCCUUAUGCUUAAUUUAUAAAUUAGAUGCUUGUAUUCAAUUUUCAUCAUAUGUAUUAAUAAGAAUUAUCCAUUUCCAAAAUUUUCUAAACUUAUUAUUAGAAGAUUAUAAGAUUAAAUAUGUCCAUAAAAAUAACAAUCCAGAUAAUAGAAGUAUAACAAAGAAUAAUGUACAAGAUAUGAAUGAAAGCAAAGAUGAAAAAAAAAAAACAGUGAAAAAAAAAAAAUUCUUUUUUUUCGGAACUUCAGAAAAUGAAGAAGAUAAUAAUAUAGAUAAUAAUUCAAAUAAUAAUAAUUCUGAUAACAAUUUAGAUAAUACAUAUAAAUAUAUUCAAAUAAAAAAUUUGAUGAAUAUAUCAAAUAAUAUAAAAUCUAUAUUAAAAUAUAUUAUUGGUAUAUGUUAUUUAAAAAAAAAAAAUUUCUCCCUCGCUUCUUAUUGUUUUACUUCAUCUAUAAAAAUUGAUAAUAACAAAUGUGCAUAUAUAUCAAACUCUUCUUUAUUAUUAAUGAAUUAUGUGAAUAAAAUUAUAGAGCAUAAUAAUUUUAUAUAUAUUAAUGAGUUCAAUUUUUUAAAAUACUCGAAUAAUUAUUUAUCUACAAAUAAUUACAAUAAUUUGGAAAAUUAUCAAAAUGAUGAGGAGAAUAAAAAAAAGGAUAUAAAAAUAGGAACACAUCAAAAUAAUACUCAAAAUAUUAACAAUAUGCAUAAUAUUCAUAAUAAUAAUAAUAAUAAUAAUAAUAGUAAUAUUAAUAGACAUUACAAUUCUGUUGACAUAUCUAAUGAAGGUUCAAAUUUGGAUAGCAUAAUACAUAAGGAACAAUUUUAUCAUGAAGAAAAUUUACAACUUAAAGGAAAAAAAAAUACAAAAACAUAUCAAGGAAUUUCCAUUAGUAGUAAUAAUAAUUUCGUAAAUCUUUUAAGAAAAGUACAUAUGAAAGAUAUAAUAAAUUUAACUUUAUUUUAUUAUUAUAAUUAUUUAGAAGGUGGUAUAUUAAAAUGUUCACAAAAUUUAAAGCAGUUAUUAAAUUGUUGUGAUAUAUAUAUAUUAGAUAAAAAUGAUAUAUAUGAAUAUGAUGAAUCAAUUGAAUCAAUUAAUAAUGAAAAUAUAUUUGUAAAAAAUAAAAAAUGGAAAGAUAUAUAUUUAAAUAAUAAUAUAAUUUCUUUAUAUUUUGAUUUAUGUGAAAUAUGGUUAAUUCAAGGAAAUUAUCGAGCUAUACUUCUUUUGAAAAUAAUAAAACAUAAAAUAAAUUUUAAUUAUAUUAACAAAAAAGCCUUAAGUAAAUAUUAUUUUUUAAUUGGUAUAUAUUAUCAUAUAUUACAGAAUAUGAAAAAAGCAUUAAUGUAUUAUCAUAAAAGCUUUCUUAUAUAUAAAAAUAAUAUAAGCAGAUAUUAUUAUACAAUAUGUUGUAUACAUUUAAAAAAAUAUAAUAAGGCAAAAAGCAAUUUAAUAUAUUUAUAUAAAAAGUGUAGAAAUGCUUAUGUCAUUAAAUUAUAUGUCUAUUUUUUUGUACACACAUCGAAUAUAUAUUUGAAUUAUAAUGUACUAAAUAAGGAAACAAUAAAAAAAAAAGAAAUCAACAGGAGGGAAAAUAAAAAUGAUGUAAAUAGAAAUGAGUUGCAUAAAAAUGAUACCCAUAAUAAUGAUAUCACAUCAAACCAUAUUGAUUCCCAUAUGAAUAAUCAAACAAAUGAUUACGUAAGUUACCAUAUAGAUAACAAAUUCUGUAAAAGCAAUAGAAAUCAACAUGUAAAAAUUCUACACAAGGUGUUACUUAAUAUGAUAGAAAUUAUUAAUAAAAAUGAAAUAAUAUUUGAUAAUAAUUUAGAUAUAAUUUUAUUAAAAGCCAAAAUUUAUGAAUUGCUAAUAACAAAAUAUAGUAAUGAAUAUAUUGAAAGCUAUUUUAAAUUAUUAGAUGAUAUAUAUGAAGUAAAAUAUUUUUUUACUAUAAAAAAUAAGUCCCCUAAAUUAUCCAUAGAAUUAAUUAAUAAUUAUAUUGUAUCUAUGUUUUACUGUAAUUAUAAGCAAAAAAGUUUAGGAUUGAUAGAAUUAUUAAAAGAUGAAAUAUUUUGUAAGAUAAAAAAAUUUCAUACAUAUUAUACAUACGCUAUUUUAUGUAAGGGUAAAUCAUCCUUAUGUAAUAUAGACAAUCUUUUAAACAAAGACAAAUUAUACAAUGUAGCGACAAGGAAAGAGGUGAACCACAUUUACCAAGAUAAAAAUAAUAAAAGAAAAAGUAAUUGUGAUAAUACAACUAUUGGUCAUAAUAAUAAACGAAGAAAAAAUGAAAUACAUGAUAAAGAUUUAAAAAUUGAAGAACAAAAUUUUUAUGAUCAAAAAAAAAAAGAUGAUAUAGACAUAAAUGAAAGCAUACAUUUUCAUGAGAAUGUUAUAAAUUCAAUAAAUAGAUCCAAAUUAAAAUGUAAAGAAAUGCUUCAAAAAAAUAUAAAAAAACUAAAAUAUAUUAAAGAUAUAUUAAGAUAUCAUCGUAUAUUUGAAAUACAAAAUAAUAUAAUAAAUAUAAAAAACCAUAAUAUGAUAAAAAAAAAAAAUACUCAUGAAAUAUAUAAUAAAAUCAUGAAAAAGGAAAGAUAUAUAAAUCUUAUAAAUUAUCUAAAAAAGCUAUACAUAACCAUUUCCUUUAACAACAUAAUUUUAUUAGAAAUUGUUGGGUAUAAAAAUAUAUGUAUAAAUAUGUAUAAAAUAUUUACAGAAAUAUAUAUAAAUUAUGAAUGUGCUUUUAUAAGAUUAGCAAAUAUAUAUAUAAAAAAUAAAAACUUUUUAAAAGCUAAACAAAUUAUAGAUAAUGGAUUACAAAAAAAUCCUAGUUCUAUAAAAUUACAUUUAUUAAAAUCAUAUAUGCAUUAUAAAAGAAAGCAUUAUGAUUAUAGUAUAUAUACAUUGGAAAAGUUAAAAAGAGAAGAUCAAAAUAAAAAUGUAAAUAUAAAUAAAAAUAAUCCACAUAAUAAUGAUAGUAUUUUAAUUAAUACAUACAUAUCUAUAAUAAAGUUUCAUAAAAUUAAAGAAUGCAAAAGCAAAGAAGAAAAAAAUUCUAUAAUAAACGAAAUAUAUAAUAAAAUACAACUAUUAUUAGAAAAAAAAAGUAAUUAUUUUAUAGCUAAUUUAAUAGGAGUGCUAUUGAAUAUAAAUAAUAAAUAUGAUAUAGCUUAUGAAUCCUUUCAAAUAAUAAUUGACUCAUAUGAAAAAUUAUCUUUUUAUUAUAUAUCAAGUAUAAAAAAUAUUAUUUAUCUUAUGUUUAAUCAUUUAAUAAGAAAUAAUCAUAUAAUAAAUAAUAAAUUAUUUCUCAAUAAAUUAAAUUUAUUUUUUAAUCUAAGUGUCAAAUACGGACUUAACGAUAAAAAAAUUUAUUUGUGUUAUUCAAAUUAUUUACAUGUUUUGGAAAAAUAUGAUGACGCUAUUAAUUUAUUAUAUCUAUGUUAUAAGAAGUGGCCUUAUGAUAUUUCUAUAUUAAAUUCAUUAAUUAUAAUUAUUGAUUCUUGUGUAUCCAAAUAUUUGAGUUAUGAAUAUGUAGAUCUAAAAAAUAUUUUUUUUAUGAAAGGAUUAAUACAUUUUUCCUUUCAAGUAAUAUAUACGUUAUUAUAUCUUAAGCAUUUUACCACAACGGCUCCUUUAUUAUCAUCAGAUGAAAAGUACAAUUACUAUAAGGAAGGAGAUUAUAUCAUUGAGAUAAAAAAAAAGAACUUGGAAAUUUUGGCUAGCAGAAAAUAUUUAAUAUCCACAUAUAAAAAAUUUGAAGAAAAAAUCAAGCCAUAUAUAGAAAGCAGCUUACCAACUAUGUUAAAGCAAAAGAAAUUGUAUGAGAUGAAGAAAGUUAAUAUACAAAAGAAAAUCUAUGAAGAAAAGAAAAGAAAACAAAUGAAUUUAGAAAUGAUGAAAAAAAAAAGUGAAGAAAAUUUGCAUGCAGAAUUAUUAAGAGAUGUUAAUGAAAUAACAUAUCACAUAUCUGAUAAAAUAAAUGUAAGUGAACAAAGAGAUAAUUCUUUUUAUAUUAAUGAUCAUCAAAAUGAUAUUAUACAAGAAACAAAUGAAAUUCAGUUGGAUAGUAUACCUACACCUUCAAAUAAGAAUAUUAUCAAUGUAGAGGAGGAAAAUUCAUCUUUUGAAGAAUCACGUAAUUAUGAAUCUUCAGACAAUAGUUCUGAUUUAUUUGAAGAGCCAAGUCCAAAAAAGAGAAAAAAGGUUAUUGAUUAA
Plasmodium falciparum 3D7 is the source of this 4953-nucleotide messenger RNA. RefSeq names its product tetratricopeptide repeat protein. NCBI's taxonomy places the organism in Eukaryota, Apicomplexa, Aconoidasida, Haemosporida, Plasmodiidae. The record is from RefSeq and is a predicted model, not a curated record.